AUGAGUAAGAAGACAAGCAAGAAAUGUCCCAGUACCUCAAACGAGCAGGAGUUCAUAGCAGAAGAUGUAUUGAUGCCAAGACAGAGUCUUUGUAUUGCAUUGCAAGAUCCCUUGAGUAAUGAUAUACCGGAGGAUGAAAAUCCUCAAAAGAAAAAUGGUUUCAACACGAGUAAGCGGUCCCAGCUUAUAAAGAUGUUAUGUCUGACCCUGUUACCCAUUCUCAGUCUUAUGGGGUUCACUCUUUUCUCACUCACAGACACGAUCAACAAAAAGAUGGAAAACGAAAAGACCCGGAAGGAGUUACAACUAAGUGUAGAGCUUGGGAACCUUAUUCAUCGGUUGCAGCAAGAGAGAGAUACCAGCGUCCUGUAUCUCAGUGCUCUCGGCCCGGAAACUAAAACUUUCCUUUUGCAGGAGUAUAUCGGCACCAACAAUGCCAUAUACGCCCUGUCUGAAUGGCCAAGAAAUCUCGACACCGACAACCGAGAGGAAUUCGAAUCGAGGGACAGACUCCGUGAAUACCUUGUCCGGCAUCGUCAGCUUCUGACCAAAGUGAAAUACAAUCUUCAGGUCGAGAUUGAUUUCUAUACUAACAUUAUCCGCGUAGUGAUUGCAUGGCUAUAUGAUUCUAUAACACGCGGGAAGGAUGCUGAAGUCUGGAAAACUCUUGUUGCCUAUCUCAAACUAACAAGCGGAAAACAAGACGUCGGAAUCGAACGAGCUCUUGGAACUCUUUUCUUCGUACAGGGAGGGUUCGAGACCAGUUUCUCGAAACAGAAUUAUUUUGAAAUGUACAACACGGUUAUUUAUAGAUUUCGUGCAUUCUACGAAACUGCCGAACUCUAUUCAAACAGAGUCGAUCGCCUGUACACUUCAGGCGUCAGUGAAGCAGGAAGUGACCUAAUUGCAAUCAUAGACGGAUUUCGGUUUGAAAUUCAGCACUAUGAAAGUGAGGUUUUCUACCCAGACAUUCAGAAAGCCCGUUAUUGGUUUGAUAACAUGACUUUAUAUUUAGACACUUUGUUGAAAAUUCAGCAGAAUUUGGGAUUUGAAAUCAUUGGUCGACUCGACGUUGUCAUUGACGACUCAACACGGGACCUUUCCAUCAGUGUGUCUUGUCUUGUUAUCGUUCUGAUAAUGUGCCCAUUGGUGAUUUUUGUGGCUGAUAAUUUGACAAGCAGUAUACAAAGAUACGCGUUAAGUUUAGUAUCCACUACCAAACAACUAAGCGAGGAACACAAGAAAAUCAACACUCUUAUUUAUCAGAUGGUACCGGAAGUUGUGGCUAAGAGAUUCCAAAAAGACUUGUUUGGAAAUGCUGAAAAUAUUAAGUCCAUGACGGUCAUGUUUUUUGACGUACACAACUUUGUCGCUCUGACGUCAAUGUGUUCCACUACUGUAGUAGUAGAGCUUCUUACAAAUAUCAACAACGCGAUAGAGAAACUGACAGAAAACAACGAUGCAUUUCACGUACAAACGUACAAGGAUAGUAACAUGAUUGUGGCAGGUAUGGUAGGACGGGAAGACGACCGGCACAUGCCAACAAUAGCGAACAUCUCCCUAGAUUUGCUUAAAUUGGUUAAUUCAGAACCUUUCCAAUUACCAGAAUUUGGACCAGUACAACUCAAAAUUGGAAUCAACACAGCCAAUCACAUACAUCUGACGUACUCGUCCUUCAGUGUUCUGCAAAAAAAGGAUGGUGUGUACAUGAUGCAGAGACGCAGUAAAUACAACGAAUUUGGCAAUGGGAAAGGAAAAGGAAAGGCCAAAACAUACUGGUUGUUCGGGAAGAAGGACAGUUGCACGUUCAGAUGUAGUGAUGAUGGGAACACGGAGAAACGCUUGUCUAAACAGAUGCAUGACACGGAAUUUCCCGGAGAGCUGGCCCAGUACGAUAAGGAUACAUCCUAUAAACUCCCCCUCCAGGGAAUUACACCGAAACAAUCCCUCGAAAAGAAAGCGGCCUAUAUACCGUAA
This is a messenger RNA of Mizuhopecten yessoensis (Yesso scallop), 1977 nucleotides long. RefSeq lists its product as uncharacterized. The transcript is spliced from 7 exons. The coding region runs from base 1 to 1977 and encodes 658 amino acids. The record is from RefSeq and is a predicted model, not a curated record. Lineage: Eukaryota; Metazoa; Mollusca; Bivalvia; Pectinida; Pectinidae. Gene Ontology annotation, biological process: intracellular signal transduction; receptor guanylyl cyclase signaling pathway; cGMP biosynthetic process. Gene Ontology annotation, molecular function: guanylate cyclase activity; peptide receptor activity.